CGAUCGAAUUGGAAUUUCUUGUACCUGCUUUCGAAAUUCAAAUUGAAAAAGUUUUUAAAUAACUUCUAGCUUGCAUUUAGAAGAUGGAAGACCAAUUAAAUUGGGCAGAGCAGCCACAAUUCCUCAAUGUGCCCCUUGCUAAAGGAAUAAAUAAAAGGGAACUCCUGGAAACUGGUCAGACGGAGUUCACGAUUGACUUUGAUUACAACAAGAAGGAUACAUUAUUUGAUGAUGAAGGUGAUCUGUUUGCUACUUAUGAUGAUGGUGAAGAUAGUGACGAUGCAGACCCUUUAAAAAGUGUGGAAAAACAGGCCGAAAACAUGCUACUAGCUUCUCCGGAGUACCAGUCCUUUGAGCAGUUAGCUGCUAAAAUGAAGGAUUGUUUAUCUAAUGGGAGUGUAAAGAUACUGAUUCUUGAAGAAGGCGAUGGACCCCUAGUGUCGCCCGAUUCACAAGUGCUAUUGCAUUACGCAGCGUAUUAUGAAAGAUCUGAAGUUCCCUUCGAUACUUCUUUAACAAGUACCACUGGGACCACAGUUGGAUUACCCUGCCGUUACCGAAUGGGCGUCGGUGAGAUCCUAACCGGUUUAGAAGUUGGACUUCUCAACGUGAAAGGUCCGAAGGCGAGAUUCCACUUGUUACUACAGCCAGAUGUGACUUGGGGUAACCUUGGCGUCUUGCCGCGGAUACAGCCAAAGCCGGUCCUAUUUGUUGUAUGUUUAUACGAUGUUAGAUGCGAAGCGGCCGCUGCUAGAUUCAACGAUCUACCGUCUUCGGAGCAAAUGAAAUUCGAAACAACAGUUACAACCAUAAAGGAUAUCCGUGCCGUUGCCAAAGAUUUAUUCAGAAGAAAAAAAUAUACACAAGCUAUUCGAAGCUAUGAACAGGGCAUCUCUAUAUUAUCUAUGUGCCAACCACAGACUGAAGAAGAAUUGAAAGAAGUUAACGAUCUUAAAGUAGCCAUUUUUGUUAAUCUGGCAACUUGCUAUCAUAAAAUAAAUAGACCUAAAAACAUUUUAGGCGUUUGCAAGCAUAUUAAUAGAAUUAUUGAUAUAAACACACACUGCAAAGCUUUGUUUUAUUACGGUAGGGCUCAAGAAUCUUUAGGUAAAUUGGAAGAAGCAAUCUCUUCUUACAAAAAAGCUCUUAAGCUAGAACCGAAAAACAAAGAAAUUGGCAACACUUUAGCCGAUUUAGAUGCUAGGCUCAAAAAAGCGAAAGUAGACGAAAAGGCCAUGUGGCGUAAGGCAUUGAGUAAGAAUGCAGAAAUACCUAUACCCGAAGAAAAAAAAUUAAGCUACGUUGUCGAUGAAGAUUUUAGAAAUGGCGUCUUUGACAUGUGUCAAGAUUUGGCGGGAAGGAAGGAGUAUGCUAAAUUCGAUUUGCCACCGGGUUUGACGAAAGAUGAAGUUGUUUGCAUAAAGGAUUUGACGAGUGAAUUUAAAGGGUUAACUGUGUUAGAAGAUGGAGAGGGAAAGCGGAAGAAGGUUUCCAUUGUGAAGCAAGUUUUGUAAAUAUGCCAUAUUUUU
Molecule: messenger RNA, 1529 nt
Organism: Spodoptera exigua (beet armyworm)
Lineage: Eukaryota; Metazoa; Arthropoda; Insecta; Lepidoptera; Noctuidae
Source: the annotation of a GenBank genome assembly